AACCUUGCAGGGGGCCAGUCGCACAUUCUCCAAAUCCUAGGGCUAGAAGGGACCUCCAGGGUUUCAGCCCUAGGAUCAUUGUUAUUUAUUAUUAUUUAUUUAUUUAUUUAAUCAAUCAUAUUGUUAGUCCAUAUGUCUAUGUGUGUAGUGACAAUUCAGCCUUUUUGCCCCAAAGUAAUGACACUUUUCUGGUCGGAUGUAGCUGUAGAAAUCCGGAGCAUAUUUUGGUGGUUGAUAAAGGGGGGAGACUUCUAAACUAUAGAAAUGCACUAUUUUAUCCAAGAAAUAAGAGAAAAUGUUAGGCUCCUGCCUGCUUUUUAACAGGAGGCGCUUGACCCGUGUUUUUGCCUGUUGUCAGCCUCUUCUAGGACGUGAGUCUUUCAGCCUCCGGACUAAUUUCUGUGCUCUCAUAGAGCUGCCUGCCAGAUGGAGAUCAGCUUAUAGAAAAGUUGCCCCUGUCUUCACCAGAGCACCGGCCUUUGGAGAAAAGGUGGCCGUCAUUGACCAAAGAGGAGAAUGCACCUACAAAGAUCUGUACUCUCGAAGUCUUUGCCUCUCCCAGAAAAUCUGCGAGGCCCUUGGAAACUCAGAUGGUGACCUGAAGGGCGAACGGAUUUCCUUUUUGUGCCCCAACGAUGCUUCCUAUGUCGUGGCCCAGUGGGCUACCUGGAUGAGUGGAGGCAUUGCUGUGCCUCUGUACAGAAAGCAUCCUGUGUCGGAACUGGAGUACUUCAUCCAGGACUCUCAGAGUGCCCUUCUGCUAGCCGAGGAAGAGUUUGGGGACAAAAUGACCCCGAUUGCUGAGAAACUGGGGGUCCCUGUGCUCUUGCUUUCCCGGUCCGGGAAGUGGGAAGGGAGAACGGAUGGAUCCGCUGGAGAUGCCGGUUGCCCCAUUUCAGAGUGGGAGAACAGAGGGGCCAUGAUCAUCUACACCAGUGGGACCACGGGAAGGCCCAAGGGGGUCCUAAGCAGUCACCAGAACGUCCAUGCUAUGAUAACCGGGCUGGUUGAGAAAUGGGCCUGGACAAGCGAUGAUGUCAUUCUCCACGUCCUGCCCUUGCAUCAUGUCCAUGGGGUGGUCAACAAAUUGCUGUGCCCCCUCUGGGUGGGGGCCACCUGCAUCAUGCUGCCCGAGUUUAGCGCAGAAAUGGUCUGGGAAGCCCUCCUGAGCCUCCAGGCCCCCCGGGUCAACGUCUUUAUGGCAGUGCCAACCAUCUACAGCAAACUGAUCGCUUACUACGAGGAGCAUUUCUCUCAGCCACGGGUCCAGGACUUCAUCCAUGCCGUCUGCCAGGACCAUAUCCGGUUGAUGGUAUCGGGGUCCUCGGCCCUCCCGGUGCCGGUCCUAGAAAGAUGGAAGAGGCUUACGGGGCACGUUCUCUUGGAGAGAUAUGGGAUGACAGAGAUUGGGAUGGCCCUUUCCAACCCACUGCACGGCCCUCGUGUUCCAGGAUCAGUUGGGACUCCGCUGCCUGGAGUUAAGGUGCGCAUCGCCACUGGAAGCUGGACCAAGGACGAUUCUGCGUUCUGCAUCCAUGCUGAAGGGGACGAGAUGGGCACAACGGUGACUCCAGGCUUCGACGCCAAAGAAGGGGAGCUCUUUGUGAAAGGAGCCACCGUGUUUCAGGAAUAUUGGAACAGGCCUUUUGAGACCAAGGACACCUUUACUCCCGAUGGCUGGUUCAAGACAGGUGAUACGGCCGUGUAUCAGGAAGGCACCUACUGGAUCAGGGGACGGACCUCGGUGGACAUCAUCAAAAGCGGAGGUUACAAGAUCAGCGCCCUGGAAGUUGAACGCCACCUGCUGGCCCACCCUAGCAUUGCAGAUGUUGCUGUGAUCGGUGCCCCAGACAUUGUCUGGGGUCAGAAGGUCAGCGCCGUGGUAGAACUCCACAAGAGCCAGGAAUUGUCUCUCCAGACCCUCAAGAAAUGGGCCAGGGAGACCAUGCCCUCUUACACCAUCCCUUCUGAACUGCUCCUGGUGGAGGAAAUUCCCCGCAACCAAAUGGGGAAGGUGGAUAAGAAGCAGCUCCUCAAACAAUUCUACGGCACCUUGUGAAAGCCUUCACUUCUGCCCGUUGGAAGGAAGGUCUCUGUGGCCCAAGAGCAGGACUGGACGCCCUUCCUUCAAAACCGGACUCGGAUCCUGGGGUGCUGAUUUGCCUUUAGCUCAUCACCCAGAAGACCAAACAGGACCUGUGGUUUAUUAGCGGCCAAUCAGGCUUUGCGCUGCUCAGCCUCCUCCUACACUGGGGGACGGGGAAGAGACCUUGCCAUGGCCUGUGGCCCCCUGGGAGGUGUAUGGACAGAAGCCACGGCCUCCCCGGGCAAGGCCUUCCCUUGGCUCAGCCAUGAAUAUCAUCCGAGCACAGGCACCUCAUCCCUCCUUGUCCUUUGGUGGGACCGGCCACCAUCCUCCCCUUCCCUCCCCCAAGCACACCUGCGGAGCCAAGGAAUCCGAUGCGGAGUUAGUCAGUUGUGUGUGUUGAAGAGACAAGCUGGUCAAAACUGAAUUCACGACUGUUCAUAUCAUCCCACAGACACACCCUUCCAUGCACAACUCUGGCUUUUUAAAAAUCCAUGUUACAUUUAUAUUUACGUUUCUAUUCCUGAGUGUAUUUCUCACUAAGCUGCCAUGGUCCCUAAGCAAUAAUCCCCCCUUUCUGGUUAGCUGGAGAAGUUUGUGGGUUCUUUUUCAGCUGCCACUUCCCUUCCACCUGGCUUACCUGAUCAGGCCCUGUGGCAGCCCUGCUUUCCUGCGCAAAGGACCCCUCCCCAAAGGCCUUGUGGAGCAGCUUUGCUGCCAAGGGGGAGGGGAUUCUGAGGGUCACGGGUGUGAUGCUCAGGGGAGGCCCCCACAGGGACUCCACAGCUCCGUUUCUCACUUGGCAUCAACUGCUGUGGCCCCUGCCGCCCCCCCACUUUCCCUUUGUGUGGCUGGGGACAGAGGAGAGGUUGCUGCUUUUGCAUAUUCAUUCAGUAUCCUGGGGAGGGGGGGCUCCACGACUUCUCCCCACCAGCAUUCCUCUCUUUUUCUUUCCUGUAUUCUCUUUUUCCGGAAGAAUCCCUCCCCCUCCUCAAUUUUUAUGGUGCAGUAAAAGAGGCCUUCAUUAGAGGAAUGUAAUCUCAGCACAGGGACAGUUAAUAACCCUCCGUAAAUUGCAAAUUGGGAUCUGUCCUUUUGCACGCUUCAGCCCAGCCUCCUCCUGUGUGGCUCCAGAUGCAGCAUGUGGCGGGAAGGAGGUGAUGAUUAGGGAAGAACAAAUAAAGGGCAACCUUCCUUAACAAUGCAGGCGCCUCAUUUCUCUCUACCUACCUACCUAUCAUCCAUCUCUCUCUGCCUUCCUCAGAGGUGGCUUCCCAGAGAGAAACCUUGGAUCCUGGGACCUUCCCAGCCAAUCAUGGGUGGUUGGAUGCCAUCCUUCGACCUGUGCUGGCCAGGUUGAUGGGGUGUCCCAGGAGCGGUAGCAGCAGACGUCUGGGAGGGCAGCUCCCUUUGUCAUGGGGAUGGUGGUGGUCUCCUGGGAGACUUCAGGUCAGGGAAGGUUGCAGUUGACCGUCAUCUCUCCUGCAGCCCAGAGCUAAGCUGGGAAGCCACUGGCCGCUCUCCUGCUGGCUUCUACCUGGCCGCCUGGGGUCAGCCAGACAUAAUGGAGGCUAAGAAGGACUGCUGCCAUCGUUGUUUAUCCCCUUUCCCAGUCGAACACCUUCGCGUGUCUAGACCCUUCGCCUGGGCAGGUGACAACCCACCGUCAGCCCUCAAAGCUCUUUCGUUGCGCGAGAGACCUUGGCAUGGUCAGCCUCAACAUCUGUGCUACAGAGGCGAUGACAGCUCUUGUAGACAUUUAAAUAUAAAUAUUCCCAGGAUGCCUGUUUUUUGAAAAUCUGGAGCUGGAAGGGAAGCUCCACCUCUGUUACCAAGUUCAACUGGCCACCUUCUUCUUGGUCCUGCAUCCUUCCUCCCACCCAACGCCCUACAGGUGUGUUGGAGGCAGGCAAGGAAUUGUGGGAGUUGGAGUCCGGUACGUCUCGGGGAGAUCCUUGAACUUACCCGUGAAAAAGGGAGGAAAUUCAACAUCUCUCCUCCUUAAAUCAUUGGGGGGGGGAGAUGGCAGGAAGAAGGCUUGCAUGCUGUCCCCCCCCAGUGGGAAGGAUGGAGGCAUCCCCCUUUGUUAAAACAUCAGCACACAGUAAAUUUCUUCACUUACCGUAUAGAUCAAUAUCAAAUUAUCAUGUCUCACAUUCAUAACUCUUAAGCAAGCCACAAUGGGGAGAGACAAGGUCACGGGAGAAUAAAUAGCAGCCGACGCACUCCCCGAUCCAUCACUCCCGACAAGCCCCAGCUCUUCUGCACCCGGCCACUGACAAGAUCAUUAAUAACACCCCACCAGGGCCCCGAUCGAUGGGUCUGAUGGAUGAGUGCAGGUAGCAAAGACAGGGAAACAGCUGCCUGUCACGCCUGGCUGAAGAAUGGGAGUCGGUCGAGAGGGGCUCUGCCAGCUCCCCCGGGAACCAUUUGGGGCCAGGCGGGAACGUUUGACUUUGGCACCGGAGCCCCUGCCUGACAGGCCCCUCCAGAGCCUCAAGGGUGCUGCCUGCUGGGCCAGGCCAAGGCCCCAACGGAGCCCAGGAUGCACUUGAGUGGCCCAGGGUCCUUGAGUGGCUCAGGCUGUAAGAUAGCCUGUUAUUAAAACACAGCUGCCUGCAAUUACUGCAGGUUCUAGUCCCACCAGGCCCAAGGUUGACUCAGCCUUCCAUCCUUUAUAAGGUAGGUAAAAUGAGGACCCAGAUUGUUGGGGGGGGGGCAAUAAGUUGACUUUGUAUAUAAAUAUACAAAUAGGAUGAGACUAUUGCCUUACACACUGUAAGCCGCCCUGAGUCUUCGGAGAAGGGCGGGAUAUAAAUGUAAAUAAAAAAUUUUUUAAAAAAACUUCCCCUGGGGGGCCAUCCAUACAUCCCA
Messenger RNA from Ahaetulla prasina, 4960 nucleotides. It is a transcript of the gene ACSF3, whose product is annotated as acyl-CoA synthetase family member 3. Gene Ontology annotation, biological process: fatty acid metabolic process. The record is from RefSeq and is a predicted model, not a curated record. Gene Ontology annotation, molecular function: medium-chain fatty acid-CoA ligase activity. Bases 296 to 2059 code for a protein of 587 amino acids. NCBI's taxonomy places the organism in Eukaryota, Metazoa, Chordata, Lepidosauria, Squamata, Colubridae. The transcript is spliced from 10 exons.